UCCUGCACUGUCUGUGGACUGAGCCGCUUGGUGCCGACGUCUCCGUGCCAGCCGGGUGCAGCCAGCGAGACGGAGAGUGGGCAGGCGGGAGCCCCCGUGGCGGGCUGCGCAGCACACGCCCGAGCCCCCAGCCAUGGCGGAUAAAUGCAGCGGGGGGUUACUGAAUGGCGCCGUCCCCGGAGAGGCGACCAAGCGAGACGAGAACGUGAAACGGGGCAACUGGACGAACCAGAUUGAGUUUGUGCUGACGAGCGUGGGCUACGCCGUGGGGCUGGGCAACGUGUGGCGCUUCCCCUACCUCUGCUACCGCAACGGGGGAGGAGCCUUCAUGUUCCCCUACUUCAUCAUGCUGGUCUUCUGCGGCAUCCCCCUCUUCUUCAUGGAGCUCUCCUUCGGGCAGUUCGCCAGCCAGGGCUGCCUGGGCGUCUGGAGGAUCAGCCCCAUGUUCAAAGGAGCAAGGCAGGAGGGGGAGCAGGUGGCAGGGAGCCGCACUGGCCCCUCUCCCAGCCACGCUGCCCCCCGGGAGCCCUGCGAGCGCCCACAGAAUGAGCCCUGGCCCAGCUGGAGCUGA
This is a messenger RNA of Terrapene triunguis (Three-toed box turtle), 571 nucleotides long. RefSeq names its product sodium- and chloride-dependent glycine transporter 1-like. Gene Ontology annotation, biological process: synaptic transmission, glycinergic; neurotransmitter transport; glycine import across plasma membrane. Gene Ontology annotation, molecular function: glycine:sodium symporter activity. The record is from RefSeq and is a predicted model, not a curated record. Gene Ontology annotation, cellular component: plasma membrane. The transcript has 4 exons. NCBI's taxonomy places the organism in Eukaryota, Metazoa, Chordata, Testudines, Emydidae. Bases 134 to 571 code for a protein of 145 amino acids.